Messenger RNA from Engraulis encrasicolus (European anchovy), 627 nucleotides. Its product is annotated as proline-rich transmembrane protein 2. Gene Ontology annotation, cellular component: membrane. The transcript is spliced from 4 exons. NCBI's taxonomy places the organism in Eukaryota, Metazoa, Chordata, Actinopteri, Clupeiformes, Engraulidae. The record is from RefSeq and is a predicted model, not a curated record. The coding region runs from base 1 to 528 and encodes 175 amino acids.
AUGGCCUCAGACGCACAGCACACCGGUGGAGGGGACCUCUCUGCCAAUCAAACGCAGGCAGCUGGCCACACCCCCCACACAGAGGGUGCACCCAAAGACCACCUCACCGUCAUCUCCGAAGCCACCGAGACCAGUAACGGCGUGUGCUCAGUGGUGGACUCCGCCCCCGUGUCCCUGUCGCCGGGUCGCCGGCCGAGCCACCAUGGUAACGGACGACCCCGCGCCGGCAGCCGCACGUCGGUGAGCUACCACGGCUCGCCCCGCCCCUCUCUACAGCCGGCGGCGGGGCAUGAGGACGGAGACAAGCCCAAUGACUACCUGCUCUGGGCCAUCCUGGCAUGCCUAUGCCCCGUGUGGCCAAUCAACAUCGUCGGACUCACGUUCUCCGUCAUGUCUCGUAACAGCCUGGCUCAGGGUAAUGUGGACGGAGCUCGGCGUUUGGGGCGGAAUGCCAAGAUUCUCUCUCUCGUCUCCUUCAUCGGAGGAAUCAUCAUCAUCGUCACCGCCGUUACCGUCAACCUAACCUAGGGCUCUGAAGGUUCUUACUCUUGUUGGCAUGACAACCAGCAGCUGCUGACACCAUGGCAACCAACUGCGCCUCCCCUCACAUCAGCAUUCUCUCAAAAU